UGCGGGGUUUUGGUGCAGUUUUUCGGGAUUUUUGAGGUAUUUGUAAAUUAUUGGAAAAUUUCCGAAAAUCCAAAUCAAUUUGCCAGAAAAUUGACAGUGGAAAUUCAAGCGUCACAACGUAUCGAUCAGUUGAAAAUCCGCAGAUGUCACACGUGAGCGUCAAACUUGGCUGAAAAUUUAAAAGCGCCAGAAAAUCUAUACAGACGCAAUUGCUAGAUAAUGAAGCAACCGGCAAGUGAGUCAUUGCGAAGAUUCCAGACGAAUUGGCGCCGCUGAAGACUGAUGAAGAAUCGGCCAUGUACAGAUCCGCAAUGUCCGACAGCAUCGAGCUCCAACACCUGGCCGAGGACGACGGCGACGAGGUGCUCAGGUUCGAGCAGCCGAAGCAGCGAUGCCGCAAAUACCCCUAUUUAGGGCUAGUGCUGGCCGCCCUCAGCGCGAUGUUCUUUUCCCUAUGUUCGGCCAUCGUCAAGUGGAUGUCCGAUGUGAAUCCCGUCGCUCUGGCCGCCUAUCGGUUCAUUGGCGUGCUCCUACCCACCAUUCCCAUACUGAUCCACCAGCAGCGGCCGUGCUUCCCCAAAGGCAAGCGCAUCAUGCUGAUUCUGAGGUCGUUUACUGGAACCACCGCGCUGAUGUUGAGCUUCUACGCGUUCAGGCAUAUGCCGCUUAGCGACGCUUCGGUGAUUGUUUUCUCUGUGCCGGUGUUCACCUCGAUAUUUGCCCGGAUGUUCCUCAAGGAGCCCUGCGGCUGGUUUAACGUGGUCUCGGUGAUCGUCACGCUGAUCGGCGUCGUUCUGAUCACCAGGCCGCCGAUGAUUUUCGGCAACACCAUCGCCUCCUUGGGCGACAAUGGACAAGCGCCCGAAAUAUGGGGCGCCGUGGCCGCCUUCAGUUCGACGCUGUUCGGCGCCAGUGCCUUUGUGAUUUUACGCGCCCUGAAAGAUGUGCAUUUCUCCGUCAUCAUGACCAAUUUCGGCACGUUUGCCCUGUUCCAGUGCUUGAUUGUGGCGUAUUUCAUCGGGGCGCUCUGCCUGCCCGCCUGCGGCCUGGACAGGUACCUCAUAGUGGCCUUGGCGGUGUUCAGUUUUCUCGGGCAAAUCCUGCUCACCAUUGCGCUGCAACUCGAGCAGGCCGGUCCGGUUGCGAUCGCCCGCAGCACCGACAUCAUCUACGCCUUCAUCUGGCAGGUGCUGUUCUUCGAGGAAGUGCCCAAUCGCUUCUCGAUCAUCGGCAGCAUUCUGGUCAUGUCUUCUGUGAUUCUGACCGGGCUCAGAAAGUGGCGGUUUGAACGGUCCCAAACGGACCUAACAGUGACUCUGAUGUGAUACCAAGAGGGUCCAUUGAUCUUCAUCAGGAGAAAUGUUAGGGUUUUCGUAUUUGCCAGGCCGUUUCUCCCCUAGAACUCGUAACUACUUCGUCGUUGUCGUCCAAUCAUUCUUCAAACUCAGCUGUCCAAAGGCCUUUUUGUUGGAAACAUCUUCGUUAAAUCUGCAGCUUCAGGAUUAUUUGAUUGAACAGGCACAUGCACAAAUCGUCACUUUCAAUUUGCGUUCAAAGCAGACGCAGGUGCUCGUUAACUGGCAUGUGGCCUAGGCGGAGAAGGGAUAUUGACAGUUGACAUGCGUCUAGAGUAGUUACGGGUGAACGUUAUCUAGUCAUUUUUGUACCGAAUAUGUAGCAAAGUAAGCUUGGUUUGUUUCUGCGCAUUUAUAAACAGUUUUUCAAUAAACACUUGAAGCGA
This is a messenger RNA of Dendroctonus ponderosae (mountain pine beetle), 1741 nucleotides long. RefSeq names its product solute carrier family 35 member G1. Lineage: Eukaryota; Metazoa; Arthropoda; Insecta; Coleoptera; Curculionidae. Gene Ontology annotation, cellular component: membrane. The record is from RefSeq and is a predicted model, not a curated record.